Molecule: messenger RNA, 1673 nt
Organism: Darwinula stevensoni
Lineage: Eukaryota; Metazoa; Arthropoda; Ostracoda; Podocopida; Darwinulidae
Source: the annotation of a GenBank genome assembly
AUGAAUAGCGCAAGGGCUUUUUCCACCUCGCAGAAGAGAGACAGUCCAAAGUUUUAUGCAUCAGCCACAGAGGCAGUGAAGGAUAUUCCUGAUGGGGCUAAAAUUCUUGUAGGAGGUUUUGGCCUCUGCGGUAUUCCUGAGAAUCUCAUAGUGGGUUUGUUGGAGACUAAGGUGAAGGACCUUGUUGUUGUCAGUAACAAUGCAGGAGUAGACAACUUUGGUUUGGGACUCCUCCUUCAACAGAAACAAGUUAAGAAAAUGAUUUCCUCUUAUGUGGGGGAAAAUGCUGAGUUUGAGCGGCAGUACCUGCAUGGAGAACUUGAAGUGGAACUGACUCCACAGAGGAAGAACUCAUGCAAAGGCAUGUAUUUCCCUAAAACUCUCUUUAUUGUCAAAUCAGGGAACUUUGGCAGAGAGAAUAAGGGCUGGAAGACUGCUCGGAACUUCAAUCCACCUAUGUGCAAAGCUGCCAAGGUGACCAUUGCUGAAGUUGAAGAAAUUGUUGAUGUUGGUAAAAUUGAACCUGAAUUUGUCCAUGUUCCUGGAAUUUAUGUCCAUCGCGUUUUCCUUGGGAAGAAUUUUGAGAAAAGAAUUGAGAGAAGAACAGUGAGGAAGGCUAUCAAAUCUGAGAAAUCCAAGACUCCAGCUGCAGCCAUGAGAGAGAGGAUUAUUCGUCGUGCUGCUUUGGAAUUCAAGGAUGGAAUGUAUGCUAACCUUGGCAUUGGCAUGCCAAUGCUUGCCAGCAACUAUAUUCCUAAGGGAAUGGAAGUGACUCUGCAGAGUGAGAAUGGUGUGCUUGGCCUUGGACCCUUCCCUACAGAAGACGAAGUGGAUGCUGACCUUAUCAAUGCAGGGAAGGAAACUGUUACAGUCAUACCUGGUGCAUCAUACUUUUCUUCAGAUGAGAGUUUCGGCAUGAUCAGAGGGGGGAAAGUUCACAUCACUAUCCUGGGUGCCAUGCAGGUUUCCAAGUAUGGAGAUUUGGCUAACUGGAUGAUUCCAGGAAAGUUAGUAAAAGGCAUGGGAGGUGCAAUGGAUUUGGUGAGUGCAGAAGGUACAAAGGUUGUCAUCACCAUGGAACACACAGCAAAGGGUGGAGUGCAUAAAAUUCUUCCUGAGUGCACCUUGCCCCUCACAGGGAAAAACUGUGUUGACAUGAUCAUUACUGAGAAGGCUGUCUUUAAUGUGGACAAGGAGAGAGGGCUGAUUCUGAGUGAGAUUGCAGAAGGAGUUACAGUCCAGGAUGUUGUGGAGGCAACUGGGUGUGACUUUGAGGUUUCGCCUGACCUCAAGCCCAUGGGACAGAUUGAAGUUUAGAGGGAAUAUUCCUCUGGCUUGCAUGAUAAGUUGGCCUGAUGAUUAUUUCAUGAAGCCUUGUUCCAUGUGACCAUGAGGAGGUCUGUGGAGCACAGAUAGAGGCAGAGAAAGAAUGCAAUUGAAAUAAUAAGGAUUUUUCCUGUGUAUCAGUAAGGAGCACAAGUAUUUCAAGUUAGGUAUUGUCAGUUAUGAGGGUGUGUUUUCUCAUGAGUUCCAUCUUUCUCUCCAGUUUCAGUCAUGGUGAUCUAGGGUGGCUUUUCACUCCAUAGCAGGCCAUUGAAAUAUAUAUUUUUAAAAUGAAACUUUUUGUUUCCUUUCUUGACAUCAGUAGAAUGCCCACAUGAAGAGAAGGGACC